GAUAGGCCGAUGUCGUUGGAAGAAAGAAGCUUGCCUAUAGUGCGGAUUAUCAGUGGUGCUGGAGAGUUCUCGCCGUCUGCUUGAUCCAGCCGAAACGUGACUGCGAACCUUUUAUUUAUUUCGUUAGAUAGCUAGCUACCUUUGAAUCCUCCUCUUGAAAAAGAUGUAAAUCACUAGCUACAGUACUUAAACACUCUUUUGAGAAUACUCAUCAAUUUUUUUUUAUAAAUCGGGAGAGUGAAUGACAUGCUGUUUUGCUAAUGGAAGAUAUUGUGAAUUAUUGCGAGCAUGUUACGCCGAAGUGAUUUUUUGUUUUGUUUUUUUCUAUUCAUCGUGGAUCUUUGAUUUGGGAUUUACCAACAAAUCAAGGCGGCUCUCCGUGAAGGAAAUACAGGACGGGGAAGAACGCACGCUUAACUAUAAACCGGGGAUUUAAAUCGUGUUUGGUGGGUUCCAAGAAAACAGAAAGGAAGAAAAAUUCAUGUGGCGAUUCUCUCUUUAACAAAUACAGUUUUGGAUUGCAGAAUGAGCAAAGAAAGACCCAAGAGGAAUAUCAUCCAAAAGAAAUAUGAUGACAGCGAUGGGAUUCCAUGGUCAGAAGAGAGGGUGGUCCGCAAGGUGCUGUACCUCUCGCUGAAAGAGUUCAAGAGCGCACAGAAGAGACAGCUGGUGGACGGUCUCUCCGACGGAACCAAAAACGCCAACGGUUCCUUGGCGAACGGUCCGCUGAAUGGCUCCGCACCCAAAGGCGGAGGGAAGGACGGGGGUUCGAGGCAGAGCACCGAUGGCAGCAGUGACUGCUCAGAGGAAGGGCCGGCCAAGAAGAGGCCCAGACUGCAAGCGCAGAGGAAGUUUGCCCAGUCACAGCCCAACUCUCCCAGUACCACUCCGGUGAAGGUGGUGGACGCAGCGCUGCCCAUUCCUGCCUCCCAGAUCACAGACCUCUCCAAGCGCAAGCCCAAGACGGAGGACUUCCUGACCUUCCUCUGCCUGCGAGGGUCGGCGGCGUUGCCCAGCAACAUGGCGUACUUCGGGAGCUCCCAGGACGAAGACGAGCUGGAGGAUGAGGAGGAGUGCGAGGAGGCCAAGCCCGCAGCCUGCGUGCCGUCCACAUCCUGCCAGUCCACGCCGCGGAAGGGCAAGCCCCCGGGGAGGCCGGCCAUUAACGGACACGUGUUCAACGGCCACAGCCGAGCCGUGCGGGAGAAGGACUCCACCCACAGGCCCAGAGUGAAGGAGGCCACGCCGGUGAAGGAGAGGAGUGAGAGAGCAGAGGCGCGGAGGGAGCAGUCUGUACACCCGGCGGCCAGCAGCUUCCCCUACAGACGGUCUGCAGAGGAGCUCCGCAAGCAGGUCUCAAAAGUAAACGGACUCACGCGGGCAUCAUCCACACAUGCGCCCAGUGCCAAAAAAACAAAAGACUUCCGACCGCCGUCCAAAACUGUGAAGUACACAGCCACCGUGACCAAGGGCCACGUCACCUACACCAAAGCAAAGCUGGUCAAAAAAACCAAACUCCACAGCGGCAAGCUGGCGGGCGCCCACCGGCCGCAGCACCACAGCAGCAACCACCUGCGCCCCAGCGGCAGCGCCCACCAUCGCCUCCACCUCUCAGGAAAAGCCCAGAGUAGCAAUGCAAAAACACGCAAACAGGUGCUAUUGUCCAACGGCGUGCACAAAAUGGCCGACGGGGCCGGGGUAAGGGUCAACGGCCGGCUCAACGGGAGGUGUCCCGAGGAGGAGGAGGAGACUGUUCGACCGGGGCGGGAGGGCCUCCGAAACUCCAAACGGCGCUUGGAGGCAGUGGGGGGGUGCGUGUCCAAGGGGGAGAAACCUCUCCUGGGCGGCGCCAAGAAGGCCAAGGUCGAGGCCGUCCCCGUGGAGACGCGGAGCAAGAAGGUGGGUCAGGAGAAGGUCGUCGCCGUGGCCAAUGGGCUUGUUGUCCCGGAAACACCUCCGCCCGCUCCUGAGCCCGCCUCAGUCCCCGCCCCUCAGCCCGCCCCCCAGGUCCACCAGCGUCCCAGGCGUUCGACAGCCGGUCGCCGGAUGUUCAGCCGCCAAGCACACCUCCACCGAACGCCCACCGCCCCCUCGCCCCCCACAGCCGAGAGCCGCCUCACUACCUCAACCAGCAAGCCCUCCCCCGCCUCCACCCCCGCCCUACACAAACCAGCAGAGCCUAAAGCCUGGGAGAGGAGCAGGGUGCCUCUGGCCACCCUGCCGGAGGCGCCUGUCUUCCGGCCCGGGUCGCGGGAGUUCCAGGACCCCCUGGCGUACCUGGACUCGGUGCGGGCGCGGGCCGAGGCGUUCGGGCUGUGCCGGGUCGUUCCGCCGGGAGACUGGCGGCCCGAGUGCAAGCUGAAGGACGAGAUGCGCUUCGUCACCCAGGUGCAGCACGUCCACAAGCUGGGCCGCCGCUGGGGCCCCAACGUGCAGCGGCUCGCCUGCAUCAAGAAGCACCUCAAAUCUCAGGGCAUCGCCAUGGAGGAACCCCCUCUCAUCGGCGGCUGCGAGCUGGACCUGGCCCGGUUCUUCCAGCUCAUCAACGACAUGGGCGGCAUGCAGCAGGUGACGGACCUCAAGAAGUGGAGCAAGCUGGCCGACCUGCUGCGCGUGCCCAAAUCCGCCCAAGACCGGCUGGCCAAGCUGCAGGAGGCCUACUGCCAGUACCUGCUCUCCUACGACUCCCUCUCCCCCGAGGAGCGUCAGAGGCUGGAGGAGGAGGUGCUGGCCGAGAAGGAGAACCUGGAGAGGAGGAAGGGGCCCCUGGAGGGCCACUCGGAGAGCUCCCAGCGCUCCCUGUCGCUGCCGCGCUACGAGCCCAAGAACGGCCUGGUCAACGGCAUGGUGCACAAAAACGGCUUCCGCAGCAAGAUGAAGGAGCUGGGCUCGCAGCUGAAGAUGGGCCGGCGGAGGCUGUUCGCUCAGGAACGGAAGGAACCGGAAGAGGGCAAGGACCGAGGCGUUCUCAGUGACCAGCACAAGUGUAUAUACAAGGGGAGGUCGGUAUCUUUGACAACCUUCUUCAGGACUGCCAGAAAUACCAUGAAUAUGUGCUUUAAUAAGGAGCCCAGUGCAACUGAAGUCGAGCAAGAGUACUGGCGAGUAGUGGAGCAGAAGGACUGCCACGUGGCAGUGCAUUGUGGGAAAGUGGACACAAACACACACGGAAGCGGCUUCCCUGUGGGAAAGUCAGAGCCAUUUUCAAAGCAUGGAUGGAAUCUCACGGUCCUUCCCAAUAACUCCGGAUCCAUCCUGCGUCACCUUGGUGCUGUGCCGGGAGUGACUAUUCCCUGGCUGAACAUUGGCAUGGUGUUCUCUACCUCAUGCUGGUCUCGAGACCAAAACCGCCUUCCAUACAUCGAUUACUUACACACUGGUGCUGACUGCGUUUGGUAUUGUAUUCCUGCUGAGGAGAAGUCGAAGCUGGACAAAGUGGUGCACACGCUGCUCCAGGCCAACGGGACGCCGGGGCUGGAGAUGCUGGAGAAGAACAUCAUGAUCUCGCCGGAGCUCCUGAGUCGCGAAGGGAUCAAGGUGCAUCGCACGGUCCAGAAGAGCGGCCAGUUUGUCGUCUGCUUCCCGGGGGCAUUUGUGUCCAAAGUGUGCUGCGGGUACAGCGUCUCGGAGACCGUGCACUUUGCUACCACCCAGUGGAUGAACCUGGGAUACGAGGCUGCUAAGGACCUGAAAUGGCGGCACAUUGCAAAGCCCUUUUCCAUGGAGAAGUUGCUGUACCAGAUUGCCACCGCUGAGUCCAAACGCGAGAACGGACACAUUCUGAGUACAAUCUCCUCUCUUCUCAAAGAUCUCAGGGAUAUGGAGAUGAGACAGCGGCAGGAGCUGUACCAGGCAGGGCUGAUGUCCUCCGCCCGCUACGGCGCGCACGACACCAGCCAGCCGCCCGGCGAGGGCAGGAAGAAGCCGCAGCGGAAGUGGCUGGCUCUUGAGUCGUCGGAGCGACGCUGCCAAAUCUGCCAGCACCUCUGUUACCUCUCCAUGGUGGUCCAGGAGAACGAGAACGUGGUCUUCUGCUUGGAGUGCGCUCUGCGCUACGUGGAGAAACACAAGUCUUGUCGCGGGCUCAAGAUGAUGUAUCGCUAUGAUGAGGAGCAGAUCAACAGCUUGGUGAGUCAGGUGUGCGGGAAAGCAGUGGUGAAAAGCGGGGAGCACUGCAACGGCGUGACCACGGGCAAAAUGACGGCCAAGCGCGGGCCCCGGAAAAGAGCCACAGUGGAGGUCUCGCUGGCCCGCCUCUCCUCCACACACCUCUCCAAAAGUGCUAUGAGCUCCUCAUGAAGAUGCCAAGAAAGUCCCUGCUUUUAAAUGUUGUUUUUUAAAAUCCUUUUGGUUUCAUUUUAUCACCCCCCCUUCCCUCUUUACAUGCUCUGCCUUCCCCCUUAGUAUGAAGAACCCGCCAUAGACCGCGAGUUCUUUUUUUUGCACUAGCUCGAGAGAAGAUUUUUGUUUUGUUUUUAGUUUUUUUUUUCGUGUCCGUCUUAGCAUUAAACGAAACGUUCGCACGUGUAAAACGCAUCCUACGCCUGCUGAACCAACGCUGCUCAUUGAGGUCAAAGAGUUGUGACUUCCUAAAGAUCGUCGACCCCCCCCCACCCUCCCUCGUUGGCCCCUAUGACUGCACACAUUCGUCUUGAUCCACGAACCAACGGAGGAAACUCCUAAUCGGCAGGAGACAUUUUAAAUGUUUUUAUUUUUAAUUUGUUUUAUUUCUAGAUUGGUUGAUUUUAUUCUCCAAGUAAAGCAAGCAGCUAUUGUUGUGGGAGCACUAUGGCGAGAAGACAUUUGGCUCACCAGCGUUUUUACCAGCUUAAUUUUUUUUAUUCUUGAUUUUAGCCAAGCGGAAGUGUUCUCCUCCUCCAUUUAGUUUUCCCUCGGAGGGGUGGGUGGAGAGGAAACCGGGGCUGUUGAGUUCACGAUAUCUCGGGAGGAGGUGACCAGUACUGAUCUCUCCACCGGCUAGGAAUGAAAGGAAAGAGGCAAAUGUAGGCCUCCUUUCCUUGCGUGUGAAAACUGUGCCUGAUUCUUAGUAGGAAAAUCCACAUUGUUUUUGGUGCUGUUGGGUAUUACUGUAUAUCAAAUGACAAAAAAAGGAAUGCUGAUUUCUAGCGUUUCUUUUCAACAGGACGGGAAGGCUGUGUGGCCUUCCAGGUCUAGAUGUGCAAUCGUAUUGACAUUCCAUAUUCCUCAUCCUUUUGUUUCAUUUGUACCAGUAAGCAUUAAUUAUUAUAUUAUUUUCUGUGUUUUUUUGAUCCAUAUUUUUGGUCUGAUGUGCUAUCACAAGUAGAGCCACUAGUCAAAGGUUGUAAAAUGUGAAUUAAGAAAAUCCAAGUUUUGCUUUCCCUCCCCCUUCCCCCUUUUUGAGUUUUCACUUUUCCAGAUGUACUAUGAAUGAUUAAAUACAAACCACAAAAUCAACUAAAAACAACUUUUGUACAUAUUCCUGUAAAUUUCUUUUAAAUACUUGAGCCUUUUUUUGGGAGGGGGGAGGGGAAGUUGGGGUGAUGGCGGGAGUGAGAAGGGGGGAUGAAAAGAUAGAUGAAGAAAAAGCCUUACAUUUUUUGUUUCUUCAUCUGUGUGUGUUUGAUGCUACAGGGUUGCUCUUGUAACAUUUAUAAAUAAGUGCUGCUUACAUCACUGAAAAAAGAUAUCGAGUAGCGGUGGCCCCUUAGUUUUUUUAGCUUUACUUUUUUAAAUAAAAGGGAAAAAUUCAUUCACGAAAAAAGGUUUUUACAUUUUCAUUACUGAAAAUUCAACAACGUAGUAGCUACUCAUGUUGCACUGAGCUUGUUGGAGGUGACUGUCAAGACCACCUAUAAUCCAGUUUGUUGGUUGUUGUCCUUUACAGAAGACUGAACUGUUUUAGGAGUAUUUAAUGAAAACCGGAGUUGAGUGUUUUCAAAAAAACCUGAAAAAAUACACAAAAAACAAAACGUGGUUGUCGAGUUUUUAUGACCUUACGGUGUAUUCUGAGUUGUUUUCCUUUUUCUACAGUAAAACUAUUGCUUACAGUCUGACCUUUUAUUUAUUGGCUUUGACCCUCUGGCCUUUCUUGCCAUGUAGAAAGGUCCAUACUGGCAUUUGCCAGGUUUUAUUUUUUUUGUUUUUUUGUUUUUUACUUUUCGAGUUUGUAUUUUUAAGGUUUAAUAAAAACUUACAGACA
Molecule: messenger RNA, 6181 nt
Organism: Conger conger (European conger)
Lineage: Eukaryota; Metazoa; Chordata; Actinopteri; Anguilliformes; Congridae
Gene: jarid2b
Product: jumonji and AT-rich interaction domain containing 2b
Exons: 18
Coding region: 526-4299 (1257 amino acids)
Biological process (GO): chromatin remodeling
Cellular component (GO): nucleus
Molecular function (GO): DNA binding; histone demethylase activity
Source: RefSeq, a predicted model, not a curated record